UCUUUCGGAUUGGCACAAACAAAUGGUGACUAGGUGCAUGUUUUAAAAAUGUCUGUUCUUACAUUAUUAGUUUUUACUAUUUCUGCAUUAUUAUUAGUCCACCCUAUAACAGCCGUUGAUGAAGUAUAUAUAUCACCAUUCAUCUAUGACGUACAAAAUAAUACUGAUACAAUAAUUCAUAUAAAAGGAUUGGCAUCUACAGUGGACAUGAUCAAAUCAAUUACAUGCAAUGUAAUGGAUUUGGAUUCCCAAAUCAUUAUGAAAACUGAUAUAAAUCUAAGUGACACGUUUACGAUAUUGGCCCGAUUCGAAAAUCCAACAGCCUUAGGUGCUUUUAAGAUACAAUGUUCAAAAUUCGGUUCACUUAUGAACUUUUAUGGUAAUUUUUUACUUGUUAAUAGUCUACAUUUAAUAAUCGGAAACGUUGAACCAAGUACAAUAAAAUUAGGAGAAAGUGUUUCAUUCAAACUUGAAAUAUUUAAUUUGAGUGAGCCUGUCCCUUUAUUAUGUCAUUUAACUGACGGAGAAGAUUAUGUCAUUUUACCCACGAACUCGAUAAAUGGAAAUAAACUAUCUACAUGGAUUACAUGCCCCGAGUAUAAACUUAAUAGAGCCACUGAAUACCAAAUAACAGUAGUAUAUUCAACGGACGCAAUUGAUGCAAUGUUAAGUUCGAACAAUUUCAAAGUAGUGACCGUUCAGGCCGAUCGUCCAAAAGUGAUGAAAUCCGGAUUUACUAAAGAUUUGAGAACUAUUUGGUUUCAAUUUGAUCAAAAUGUAGAGGGACCAGACUCGUGCGAUGAAAUAUUCAUGCCAAUCACAUUCAAUCAAAUUGGUCACGACGCUGUUUGUUGGUUUUCUUCAGAUCAUUUAACGGUACUCUUAGGAAAUGUGAAAACUAUUAAAGAAAACAGACUUCAUAUUCAAUUUUCUUCAAACAAUAAUAUAAGAAGUUACCGGUCGUGGCCUAAUUUGAGUUCACCUAUGCAAAAUAUUGAAAUUAUUGUACCAAUAAUUCCUUCUGAGGUUACAUUGCCGGUAUAUUGGCUGAAUGGACCUCGACAAUUCUGCAAUGUUGACGAUGGUGUCAUCCUUGGAACCCAAUCUUCCGAUCAACCUAUAUAUGAUUGUACUGGUUCACAAGUCAUAAGUGUGUCCACGUCUGGUUCACCUAUGCUCAAGUUUAGUCCGAUAUUAAGCUUUAAUGACCUAUCAAACUCUGCACAUAUGUCAGUGGAUGAGUCUUCACAACGAUCCUCUUUAGUGAGAAACAGUGUCAGGAGUCUUGUGAUAAUGAUAAAUCAACAAAACCUCACAAACAGCGUUUGUUUAAACAGUGCUUUGAUGUUGCCAUACGUAGAAUAUACUUUAGAAUUGUCGGGAACAAAUAUUUUAAACCAGUCAGGCUUGAAAAGUCAAUUCAAAUUCAAAUUAAUCGAAACCCAUGGCAUUAAAUCCAAACCAAAAUUGCAAAUAAUGGCACGUCCAAUCGUUGCGAUCGGAUCUGAAGCUAUAUUUGAAACAGUGUUAUAUCCGAUUUGCGGAGAACCAAUCGAGGACGAUUAUAAUAAUUUACAAUAUAAUUGGUAUUUUAUAACCGAAAACAGUAAAUACAAUAUCAUCGGAGUGAAUGGUCCAGUAUUGAUAUUAGAUACAAAAGGACUAACUCGAGGCAACAAUUAUACAGUCGGUUGUGAGUUGCAUAAUGACAUCGUUUUCCUGGAAAAAAAAACUACAGCAAUGGCCAAGGAUGAAAUCCAAUUUGGAAUUGAAUCGUUUGAUGCAAAAACAAUUGUUGUGCCACAACAAAUUGUGGUUGGGUUUGGUCGGCCCAUUCACUUAAGGAUAAAACAUCAAAAUUAUGUAACAAUGAGAGAUAUACAAUAUAAAUGGCUUUGCAAAACAACUAAUGGCGAUGAUUGUUUAAUUGUCGGAAAUUAUCCUGCGUUAAAAGAAGCUAUGGAUGAAAAGUCAUCAUCAACAUCGUCAGAAUUAAUAAUUCGUGAAUUAACAUUGCAGCCAGGAAGGUAUUACUUUGUGGUUCAAAUAUCAUUAAGUGGUGUUCCGAUUGACUCAGCUGUAUCCGUGGUUGUGGUUUCUUUUGAAUCUGGUCCACAUAUAAUGUUUUAUUGGCCAGAUGGAAAUUUCAACCCAAGUAUACCUGCAAUUCCCGGAAGUAGUAUCGUGAUGGCCGCUACUGUCUCUUUUUUAACUGCCAGUUGCUUAACUACUUGGACUACGUCAUCAGAUUCUGGAUACAGCUAUUUAACGUCAAAACAGAUGGGUGGAAAAAUGAAAGUCAUUAGAGAAUUCAUGCCAGGUCGAAAUGAAACAUUCUCGCAUGAUAUUCGCAUUGCGGUAACAUUGCCAAAUAAAAUUAACCAAAAUACAGAUUUCUUACUGAAACUUAAUGUCCAUUGUGCUUCUUUGAAACAUGCAAUGUUUGGGGUUGUGCCGAUUUCAAUAGUUGCUCCACCACGAAUAUUCAAAUUAAAAGUAAUACCAAAAGAAGGAAUUGGUAUUUUGACGAAAUUCAAAUUUUACACCGAUUCAGCGUAUGAUAGAAAAUCUAGUCAUCCAAUCCGAUAUAGUUUUGGAUUUUAUCUACCAACAUUUACUACCGUUCCAAUAUAUUUUUACUCAUCAACUUUCAGGUUGCAAACAGAAAUGAUUCUCCCGUCAAUCAAUUUGGACACAAUAUCAAGGAUCAAAACUAUUUUAAAAGUAUGCAACGUUUACGAAAGUUGUAGUACGAUUGAAGGUCCAGAAUUAUCUAUCCAUCAUCCAACACAGGUUUCAGAUGAAGACAUAACGUUCUUUGUACAAAAAUACAGCAGAAUGUUAAUGAAACAAAUGCUAACUGAAUCAGAAGCAUAUUUAUUCACUUAUAUGACAACAUUAAAAUCAUUAAAAACUGAAGUCUAUGAAAAAACUGCUAAUGAAAUAUUUAAUGUUAUUUCAACACAUAUCAAUAACGACAUUAUAGAAAGCGUAUCCUACGGAAUUGAAUACAUUCCAUUUGGUCUGGCACUUUUAGAUUCAAUUUCUCGUACCUUUUUUGUGCUUCCAAAGUUUAAUAAUAUAAUUGUUUCACAAUCGUUAGUGUCAUUACGGGAUCGGAUAUACGCUAGAUUAAUAGCCUACGAUAAUGCACCAACGUCAAAUGCCGUAAAUAACAUGAGAUACAUCUUAAAAAAUGUGAAUUCUAAUAUGCAAAAUAUUUACUCGCAAACAGAAAUAAACACCGAAGUGGUGAAAUCAUUUUUACAAGUCUCGGAAAUAGUUAUUUUAAACAAGGACGACGGACCGGAUGGAUUAAAUGAAAAAAAAAAAUUGCUUGAUAGUGUUGAAAAUUAUGCUAAACAUGUUUGUUUGACAUUAAAUGAAGCACAAGAAAUAUAUGUGGGAUCAUUAGUUGGAAGUUUCAGCGUACGGCAAGUAAACGGCGUCAGUUCAAUAGAACCAUAUAUUGAGAUGCCUACUUGUAAUUCGGAAAUCCACAAAAAAUGCAUCAAACAAAAAUCUAAGGUUAUGAUCAAUAAAAACCUUUUUUUAUCUCAUAGAACUGAGUUUCCAUUAUGUUUUAUGGGUUUUCAUUUCUAUGACGAUUUUUUCACCCAAGUGUACGGUAAUAAAGGCCAAUUUCUUAAAAGACAUAGCGGAUUAUAUGGAUUUCAUAUUAUGAAGAUGAAUAAUAGAAAAUCUAACUAUGAAAGUGUAGUAUUAAAUCCAUCGAAUAUAUUGAAUGUUAUUGAAAUUCCUUUACAAUCGACAACUGAUACCCAAACCCAACUAGAAUGUAGGUAUUGGAACGGUAUAUUAGGUUGGACUAAUGAAGGAUGCAAGUUUCUUGGUGUAGUCACAAAAUCAUUUAAUCCGUUUGCUAAGUGUGAAUGUCCAGCAUUCAAAUAUUACGGAAUAUUUUCAGUAGACGUUGCAAACAUCUUAUUCGAUAAUUCAGUAUCGGAUUCAACACACAAUACAGUCGUUUAUGAUAAUAAAAAUAAGAACCAACUUUUCAAUAACUCUUCGAUUACUCAAAGAUCCCUUUCUGAUAUAUGUGUAGCUUUCAAAGUAAAUGGGGAUCCUGCCGAUUUGCAUGAUCAGAAUCUAAGGGAUUUAGAAAAUUCUUUAAGUCGACAAUUAACGGAAAAAAUUGUAUCUCUUUCUUCAGUUUUGAAAGAAUUGAAAUUGAUUAUGAGUGAACCGAUGUAUAUAACUUUACAUUUAAUGCAAAACGUAAAUAUUACUACAGAUGAAUCUAUUCAAGACCUUGUUAAGAAACUAGCUGAUGGAUCUUUAAUUGUAUAUGACUUGCAUAGAUUUAGGUUAUAUGUGCCAGAACAACCAUUGCGAAUUAUCCAGCCACGUAACUUAGAGUUUAGCGAAACGGGAAAAAAUAUUGCAUUGUUCUUCGCUAUAUUUGUGGCUUUUCUCGCCUGUUUUGUGUUUGGUUCAAUAUUAUUCAAACGGCAUCAACUUCUUACCGAAAUUUCAGAUGUUCAACAAAAUGUAAAACAAAAAGAUCCUAUAAGACGACCAAAAUAUAAGAAAUUGGAGUCCACUGAAUUGAUUGAACAAAAUACAUCCUCAGAACAAAGAUUUCGGCAUUUUAAUAACAAUGUAGAACUUUCGGACUCUGGUAUUACUUUACAUUCUGAUAGGACACAAAUCAAUUUAUUACAGCAACUGCAUUAGAUUAUAAUUUGAAUACAGAUGACAAGUUGUGUAUUGUACUUAAUAGGAAAUAAAUAUAAUUCAGUAUUAAUAUUGAUUUUUGAUGCCUUGGUCGACACUUUUACAUACCAGCUACCUAGGUAUAUACACAUGUAUUAUGUACCUAUCCAGUGGUGCCGUGAACAUUUUUAACGCAAGGGUAAACAUUUAAGUUGUAAAUACUAUAGUGUGUACUGCAGAUAUUUAAAAUUCAUUAUAAUUAUUACGUUAUCAAU
Messenger RNA from Myzus persicae (green peach aphid), 4952 nucleotides. RefSeq lists its product as uncharacterized. Bases 49 to 4698 code for a protein of 1549 amino acids. Lineage: Eukaryota; Metazoa; Arthropoda; Insecta; Hemiptera; Aphididae. The transcript is spliced from 29 exons. The record is from RefSeq and is a predicted model, not a curated record.